GUUGUUGACAGUUGUGAAACAAGUAUUCUGUGUCAUUUUCUUUGUUGUUCCAAACAAUGACACAUACCAGUAUAAAGUGUAUCAGACAAUGACAGCGGAUGUGAUAUUGCUGGAAAUUGCUACAUGAAUUACACUGUCUGAUGCCAAUGACCCAAACUACCAGGGCCAGGGCAGGAAAGGCUGGUGCACAGCCGUCAUUCAAAAGGUGCGCCAGGAAACGAUCAUGAUGCCAAACAAGGUACUGCAAGAGGGUAACAAGGACCGAAACUAAACAAGGUGGGGACUUGUUUACGAGUCGACUUGGAUAUAAAGAGGCGGCCGACACAACGACCGAUACCACAUUCAGCCUUGGUCAACGGUUACAAACUUUGAGAACUUUAACAACAAAGGCGUCUUCAAAAGUCACAGUUUGAAUUCGGAAUCCAUGUACUUUUUCAGAUAGAAAAAUAUUGAAGCAACCAAACAUUGAGACAAAACCACUGCACUGUAUGAUCAUUAUGGAUCCACUACAAAACGACACGGCAACAAAUGAGACACUCGUCGAUGGUGCUGAGGUCGAGUUUCGGUUUUCAGACUACAACCAGCGUGUCGUCCUUGCCUCCAUCUACUUCAUUAUCUCUAUCUUGGGUUGUGUUGGCAACGCGAUGGUUAUCGUCGCUGUCUGCCUCGCACGCCGCCUCCGGACCAUCACUAACGUCUUCGUGGUAAGCCUGAGCAUCGCCGACCUGCUCACCUGCCUGGCUCUGCCGUUCAACGCCGUCAACCUCCUUGACGCCGAUCUGGGCUCCUCCAUGCUCCCCGAGUGGAUCUGCAAGGCCGUGGCUCUGGUGCUGUACGUCUGCGGGGGCUGCAGCUUGUACACCCUGGCAGCGAUUGCCAUCAACCGGUACAUCCUCAUUACCCGACCGGUCCGGACUUACCGGAGUCUGUACUCGAGGUGCAAAACUGCCGGCAUGGUCACCGCCACGUGGUUGGUGCCGUUCCUGGUCGCAUUCUUCCCGCCUCUGUUUGGACUUGGCGAGCUGGGGUACGCUGAGAAGUAUGGAAGCUGUACCCAUAAGACAAGCAACCCUCUGUCUCACGUCUACAGCAUUGUCCAGGCUGUCAUCUUCUACCCCGGACCAAUGACGAUCAUCAUCGUCUGCUACGUGAAGAUUUUCAAAUAUGUCAAGCAGCAUUGUAAGCGACUGAUGUGUUCCCAAACAGAAGGCUCAGUCUCAUCGCUUCGUAAAAGCAACGCAGACACAGAAUCCAACCCCAAAGAUUCCUAUAAGCUGAAGCGUCCUUCCACAAGCCGCAAGCAGAUCGACAUCACCAAGAAUCUCUUUUGUGUUGUACUAGCCUUCGUCAUUUGCGUGUCGCCGUUCGGCAUUGCCUUGAUGAUACCUCCGAGCGAUCCCUUUAUUCCCUGGGCUGCCGCCAUCUUAGUUCUCAAUAGCUGCAUCAAUCCGAUCAUCUACGCUACCAAGCACCCUCACUUCAGGGAAGUGUUUCGUCUUAUGCUUCGCUGUCAGUGCUCCAAGAUACGCCCAAAGAACAGUCUCGUCCGGCAGAACGUUAUAAGACGCAGAUAGCCGGUGUUGAAUCUUGAAGAAGACUUCAAAUGUGACUGAUCAGAGAGAGACUCUGACCCUUAUGCAAUAUCUCAUCAAUGUACCUCCGAAAAUAUUUUGGAUUGUUUACUAACUCAAAUAAGCUUUCAAAUAUGAACUUGAAAAGGCCUCAUAAAGCUGUAUAUAAUUAUGCCUUUCAAGACAAGCGUUCUUCGUCUAAAUAUAAUACAUGUAGUGCUCGUACCUCUGAACAAAUCUUAUUUUCUUAGCCUAAAAUAUAAUUAUCAAAUAUAAACGCUACACUUUCCAAAGCUGAAGCCGACUCUUCUACAAUCUACGACAGCAGCACAGAUUUGAUAAAUGAGGGCGGUAACCUCUCCUGAAU
Messenger RNA from Patiria miniata (bat star), 1938 nucleotides. RefSeq names its product melatonin receptor type 1B-A-like. Lineage: Eukaryota; Metazoa; Echinodermata; Asteroidea; Valvatida; Asterinidae. Bases 489 to 1574 code for a protein of 361 amino acids. Gene Ontology annotation, biological process: G protein-coupled receptor signaling pathway. The transcript has a single exon. Gene Ontology annotation, cellular component: membrane. The record is from RefSeq and is a predicted model, not a curated record. Gene Ontology annotation, molecular function: G protein-coupled receptor activity.